AUGUACUCGCCGGUCAAGUCGCCCAUUGUGGACGUUACGGAAACAUUAUCGCUGCAAAGUGAACUCGAUAUGGAUAUGGAGCCUGUUGUUUGCAGUGCAAACUAUAUGGCGUCCACACACAAUCUGCGCUUGCCGCUGCCUGGCCUAACUUUUCCCAGUCUGCUGGCCAGUAAGCACAAUGGCAAUAUGGCAGCCAGCACUUUGCCCGCCUUCGAGUAUAUUGCACCACCGAAUCACGCGCUACAGAGCUUGGAAUUUCCGCUCAUGGAGCUUAAUCGUGUCGGCAUGUUUCCGGGCUUCUUGCAUCGACGCGCACGUGGCGAGAAGCGUCCCAUACCGGAUGCCCAAAAGGAUGACAAGUAUUAUGAGCGACGCAAGCGCAACAAUGAGGCGGCCAAGAAAUCUCGUGAUGCGCGCAAGAUACGCGAGGAUCGCAUUGCCUUUCGGGCAGCCCUGCUCGAGCAGGAGAACUCUCUACUGCGUGCUCAGGUCCUGGCGUUACGUGAUGAAUUGCAAACUGUGCGCCAAUUGCUCGGCGCCACAGCCGGCGGCCUUUUGGGCGUGGGUGUGGGCGUGGCCAGGCAAGCGUAG
Messenger RNA from Drosophila busckii, 591 nucleotides. Its product is annotated as D site-binding protein. Lineage: Eukaryota; Metazoa; Arthropoda; Insecta; Diptera; Drosophilidae. Gene Ontology annotation, cellular component: nucleus. The coding region runs from base 1 to 591 and encodes 196 amino acids. The transcript has a single exon. Gene Ontology annotation, biological process: regulation of transcription by RNA polymerase II. Gene Ontology annotation, molecular function: RNA polymerase II cis-regulatory region sequence-specific DNA binding; DNA-binding transcription factor activity, RNA polymerase II-specific. The record is from RefSeq and is a predicted model, not a curated record.